Messenger RNA from Limanda limanda (common dab), 3669 nucleotides. Its product is annotated as transmembrane protein 132C. NCBI's taxonomy places the organism in Eukaryota, Metazoa, Chordata, Actinopteri, Pleuronectiformes, Pleuronectidae. The transcript is spliced from 10 exons. Bases 1 to 3669 code for a protein of 1222 amino acids. The record is from RefSeq and is a predicted model, not a curated record.
AUGGCCACAACUGGGAACUUCGCUGAAGUGAUGCUCAGCUGCGCCCUGAGGUCCCUGCUCGCUGCUGCUGUGUUCGCAGCUGUGGACGUUGCUGAGUGUCAGAAGGUUGCUCAAGACCUCGGAACGUCCUUCACACCUUCUCCAGUUUAUCCCACCGUCAACUUUCAGGUGGUCAAUGUGGACCAUGUGUUCCUGAGGCAGGACAGUCCAGAGGCAUUAGUGAACUCCAGCCUGAAGGUUCAGACCCAGAGUUUCUACAUCACCGGUGCAGGAGCCGGGAUCCUCCAGUCAGCUGUCAACGCUUCAUACGGCCCUCUGACCGUGGACGCACCGAUCCAUCCAGACCUGCUCCUCAGGGGGCGCAGGAUCCUGCCAGUCAUCUUAGGCCGCCAGGUUCGUUCCUCGUCUCCCGUCGUGAAGAUCCUCUUCCACAUGCCAGCAGGAUCCAAGCUCACCGCUGGGCAAGACAAAUCGGAGCCAGGAGAAGAUAAGGGCAGGAAAAGCACUGGAGUCAAGGCAAAGGACGGAGCUCACUGUGUGACGGCGUACGCCUUCUGGGAUACCAGGGAGGUCCGGGGGGCUUGCUUGGUGUCUCCGGGUGGAUUCUGUGUGGCACAGCUCAAGCCAGAACCUGCCUGGUUCAGCUCGAGCAGCCGAUCAGGAAGCUCCAGCAGAGAGGCUGGAAAAACCGAAGGAAUUAAGGGAGUUCAGGGGAACCUGGUGGAGGUGUAUUUCCAGAGUCGCAGGGACCAGACGGGUCAGUGCAGCCCGCAGGACAGCCUGCAGCGGGUGGGUGUGGGACGAGGCAGAGGGAGAGACUCCGGGGGGGCAGGGACGCCCAUGAGGCGGAUAGGAAGUGUCAAUCUGCUCAGAACUCCCCCAGGGAACCCCACCUUUCUCCGGCUGAGAUUGGGAGGCGCCGUGGUGAUCCAGACUUCCUCCAAGCCGGUGAAAACCACAGAUGUGGCAACUUUCUAUGUUUUCCUCGCGAGUACAUCACCUCUGGAAAACUUCACACUCAGGGCGGCGGUGAAAGCAGGUCUGUUGUUCAGAUCAGCGCGGCCCAGCGACUCGGCGCUGUGGGACGUCCGGGUGGAGCCCGGCAGAGGAGCGACCCCCAGCACCGUCUCUGUGGUCUGCCGGAGGAAGGUCGCCACCACUGCCAAGAGGGGUCUUCUGGAGGUUUUACAGCUCGACUUUAUGCCGAGAGACGCUUCGGAGCAGAUGGGGACUCAGACCCUUUCCUGGCGUCUGGAGCUGCCGGGGAACCUCAAGGAUGUCGGCAUGAUGCGGAUCUACACGACUCGGAGAGACUACGUGGGGCUGGCACCGCUGGUCUUGAACACUGAUAUCUUGAACACUGCCGUGCUGACGGGUAAAACGGUGUCAGUCCCGGUGAAAGCUAUGGCUGUGGAGGCCGACGGCUCCGUCACCGAUGUGACCAACUCCACCAGCUGCAGGUCAACACAGGAGGACGUCCUCAAGGUGUCGGAAGGCUGUGACUUCAUAUACGUGAAUGGAAAAGAGACCAGAGGAAGCAGCAGGGCCAUGGUGAACUUCACGUAUGGCUUCCUGAGUGCACAGCUGGAGAUGAGCGUGUGGAUGCCACGCUUGCCUUUGCUCAUCGACGUGGCCGACCCCGAGCUCAGCCAGAUCAAAGGCUGGAGGGUCCCUGUUACCACCGGCAACCGGAGGUCUACGUGGGACAGUGAGGAAGAGGAGGAGAUGAGGAAGGGCAGAGGCUGCAUGCUGCAGUACCAGCACUCUGCACUCCGGGUGCUCACGCCCUUCCUGGCUCAGGCUGACGCUGAGGUAAAGCCUGACUCGCUAACGGGAGCCGAGCCUGUCGACUACUUCCUGGGUCCCGACUGGAAGGUGGACGUGACCAGUCUGGUGCGCAAUUCUCUGAAAGUGGCUGAUCCUGAGGUGGCCAGGGUGCAGGAUGGGGCGGUGCUGCAGGGACGGGCUGUGGGUGCUACGACUGUACAGGUGCUGUCCCCCCUGACCUCCUCGGUCCUGGCGGAGAGAGCCAUCCGGGUGGUGGAUGACAAAGUGAGCGUGACGGAGCUGGGAGUGCAGUUGAUUUCCGGACUCUCUCUGUCCCUGCAGCUCAGCCCGGGGAGCAACAGGGCCCUAGUUGCCACGGCAACCACGCGGGAGAUGAUCACGCAGCUCAAACAGGAAGCGGUGGUGAGCUGCUGGGUUCAGUUCAGCGACGGAGCAGUCGCCCCCCUGGACCUGUUUGACCGGAGCAUCUACUCCCUGACGGUCACCACCCCCGACGACAGCGUGGCCACGGUACGCCGCACGCCGCUCUCCACGUACGUGGUGGCCCAAGGUGAAGGCGAGAGUCGGGGGGCGCUGGUGAGGGUGGAGCUGAGGAUCUGCGAGGAAUGUCAGAAAUCCAAGAGGAAGAGCAAGCUGGCCGUGGGCACCGGGCUCCUCAGGAUCAACCUCCAGAGCAGCAGCAGCAGCAGCACAGCGGGCGGAGGAGGUGGAGAUGAAGAGGAUGAUGGAGGCGUAUCCGAAGUGGUGGGAGAUGUGAAAACGGUGACAUCCCAGCGUUCUGUUACAGAUAUGGAUAAGUGGUUGGUGAGAAGCAUAACACCUGAGCAGCAGGACACCACCCAGGCAGGAACAACCACCUCCAUCCCGGUUUCUACGAGAUAUGUGCAGCCACGUGUUGUGUGGAUCGGAACAACAACCAGAGCUGCCAGAGGAACUCCGGCUCCUGCCGCUGCCACAGCUGCCACCACAGCUCUGAGCACACCAGGCCUAAACACACCAGUGAGCACGGCCAAGCCUGAAGCAACAACAGUGGGUGUUGCUGUUAAAGGUGAAGGGCAGAGGAGAAGCUACGGCAACAUGCUGGACAACCCAAAUUCACCACCUAACAAAGACCUUCCUAAAGCAGAAGAAACGCCCAAACAAGAGAAUCCCAAACCCAAAACCCCCAAAGUCAUCGAGAGCGACUUCAUCCAGACGUUCAGAGACAUGUCGGACCUGGAGAUCAGCAUGUACUCCCUGGUGGGGCUGUCCUGUAUCGCUAUCCUGGCUUUUAUAGUCAAUUGUGCUUCAUAUACCCUCUGCUUCCGUAAACACAAAACCCCCGUACAGGCAGGCCCCGCCCCCAACGGGGUCCCGAAGGACCACAAGCACGACUGGGUGUGGCUGGGGACCGGUAAUCCAAACCCUCCAGCCCCGGGUGGGGUCCCAGCCCAGGUCUCGACGCUAAAACGUGAGGCCCACCGUCCUCUGGAGUCCCGUCAUUCCAUGGACUCCAUGGGCCACCGCACCAUGGAGAGACCCCUGCCCACCAUCAGCGUCCCCCCCCCCGUCCCCGAGCGAACGGCCACCCUGGGCCGCAGCAGGACCACGUCCCAGCAGCAGCAGUUUCAGGGAACGAUAAUCGACCCCAUGGCGAACCGCUCGGCCACGCUGCUGGCACGGCCGCACCGCAGCGAGCCGCUUCACUCGCCCACCAGCAAGAGGAACCAGGUGCAGUUCACCACCUUCACCACGCUGGACAUCAAGCACCUGGCGGCGCUGAAGAAGAACGGCGUGGAGUUUAACUGGCAAACGCAGCAGCACCUGAUCCCCGCAGAGCCCCAGGCCCCUUUACCUGACAUUCCAUGGCCAGUCGUCAAACCCCUGGGAGCGCACCAGUGA